CGCAUUGUACUUACUCCAAAAAUUUCACUUGUGUUCAGGUCGAUCUAGAGAAUUUAUUUUUUCUGAAAUCUUUUUUAUUUUUUUGAUUAGUUUCGAAACGCAAUCAAGAGUCGGAAGUUGAGACUUGUGUCUGUUGCUAUUUUACUCAUUCUCAUCAUCAUUGUCUCCUUUGGAAUUCCCCAAAUAAGAACAAAUACAAUUUAUAGGUUACGACGUAUUUUUUCAGUUUGUCGCAGUACGAUUUAACAGACGUUUUGUUAAGUAGUUUAGUGCAAAGAUGCUGAGGAAAAUUUUAAUUUUGCUUUGUUCGGCUGCAAUACUUGUAUCAGCUGUAAAUGAAGCCGUUGGAGAAAAUAAUCCUAGUUCGCAUUCUCAGUCUGAAGAGUCAAAACAUAAAACAACUUCAACUUCGACAACUUCAACCACUACUAUAACGCCUACGACUAUUUCAACUAUUCCUACUAAAACUACAAAAGCAACUACAACAACAACAACAACGACGACUACAACAACAACAACAACAACUACGCCGGCAACAACAACAACCACUGCAAAAACUACAACCAGUGGUCCAACAACAACAACUCCAGUUCCAGUUCCUACGGAUAAAAAAUGGUUUCUCAAUGGAACAAAUGAAACUUGUAUUGUUGUUCAAAUGGCCGCUCAAUUUGAAAUCACAUAUUCCUUAAAUAAAACGCAUAAAUUGACGCAAAAAUUGAAUUUACCAACAAAUAAUGUUGCUGUAAAUGGAAGUUGUGGCGAUAAAGAGCAAACUAUUAUUCUUUCAUGGAAUACGACAAUGGGAUCAAGUAACGAUUCUUUUACACUUCAUUUUAAAAAAAAUGAAAAGAAAUAUACUCUUCAUCAUAUGGAACUUGUUAUUUUACCACAAGAAUUACCAAAAUAUAAUUCUACAUCAAAUCAAACUUUAAAAUUCGUACACGAGACUGAUGAAAUACCAACUGUAUUAGGCAAUUCAUAUCGUUGUAUGAAAGAGACAAGUUUUAAAAUGACCAUGUCGGAAACGAAUGAUACAUCAGCUAUUGUCAAAAUAAAUGAUGUUCAAUUCCAAGCUUUUAAAUCUGAGAAGAACACUGAUUUCGGCCUUGCUGAAGACUGUGCAUUUGAUACACCAGACGUGGUGCCAAUUGCUGUUGGUUGUGCCCUUGCAGCAUUAGUUGUAAUCGUAUUGGUCGCUUAUUUGAUAGGCCGUCGACGUGCCCAAGCACGUGGCUAUCUCAGCAUGUAAAUUUCAAAAAAAAAAAGAAGUCUCUUUAGAUUUUUAUAUUUACUAAUUAUUAAAGUAAAUCAAUUAUUCUGCCUAAAAAGUUCAACUUUACCAAAAGGCGUUACUUUUGUUAAGAAAUAAUUUUUUUUUUGAGAUUCAUUUUAUACGAGAGUACUAAUUCUGUUUUUUUUCUUUUUUUUUUUUAAGUGCUCAUUCCAUAAUUUGUACUAUUGAUUAUAUAUAUAUAUAAAUAUUAGAAGUCGGAAAUCCACGUGAGUUUUGUGGAUUGAUUAGUCAUACGUAGAGAGCUGACGGCUAGUGAAAAUUCAUCCCACUUUUCUCGUAUUUUGAAUUUGUUGUAAUUUUUGACAAAUUGUAGAAAAAAAAAAAUAUUUAUAACUAUUUUUGUAAAUUGAAAUUGAUUUUUGUGUGAAUACUUUCGUAAAUUCGCUAAUUGACUAAUCAUUAAUUAUUUCUUUAAAUUUUCCAUCUGUGCAAUUUUGAAAAUUAUCUAUUUUUUUUUAAAUAAACGUGACAUUUCAAAAUACGAAUUGUCAAAAGGGGGUUUUGAAUAAAUACGUAAGAUGUAUUACCAGUAUAGAGAACAGAUAUAAAGGAAGCAGGAAUGUUGGAAGGGAAAAAAAAAAACACUCGUGAAUUUCUAAUAUUUCCUUUCCUGAGAUUUUUAUCUUCGUAUUUUCGUUCGUGAAGUUUGUAACGUCUUUUGAUUCAUUCAAAAAUUGUAAAUUCGUGUAUGAUUUAAUCAUAAAAAAUUGCAUAGGUAUAGAUAUAUAUUUUUUUUUUUAAAUACAAAUUUGGACGAUCUUUUUUUUUGAGCAUUUUUGUUAAGCAUUUUUUGUUCUGUUAAAUUUUUUUCCUUUUUUUUUUUUAGAAAAACAUUGCUUUUUCUCUGUAUUUCCGGGUUGAUCAUAAUUCACUUGAUUCAAUAGUCUGUCGAAAUCAAUUUGACUUGUGAUAUCUCGUGUUAGUAGAGUAGGAAUUUUAAUUAAUUGCCCAGUGUGUGGCUUUUUGAUUCAAUUGAAAUGUGAUAAACUAAUUAUUAUUUUUUGUCCUGUUUUUUUUUUUUGUAAGUAUAUAACCAGUUGUUAAAUAAGACUGACUGAAUCGAGCGAAUGAAAGUCAUCCACGGCCAAAUGUGGACGGUAAACUUUGCGUAAAAAUAUGUACAUAUAUAUUGAAAAAUAAUAUUAAAAUGAUAAACAAAAAAACAAACAGACUCUACUUUUCAAUUAAAAAAAUAAUAAUAAUAAUAAUGUGUCAUAUUUGUGAAGUUACAACAAAAUAUCAUUGUAAGAAUCAGAAAUUCUUUAUAUUUCCUGUAUUCCGCGUAAUAUUAUGGCAAUAAAUAAUUGGAAAGUCAAA
Leptopilina boulardi is the source of this 2611-nucleotide messenger RNA. RefSeq names its product lysosome-associated membrane glycoprotein 1-like. Gene Ontology annotation, cellular component: membrane. The coding region runs from base 278 to 1249 and encodes 323 amino acids. Lineage: Eukaryota; Metazoa; Arthropoda; Insecta; Hymenoptera; Figitidae. The record is from RefSeq and is a predicted model, not a curated record. The transcript has 5 exons.